This is a messenger RNA of Candidula unifasciata, 214 nucleotides long. NCBI's taxonomy places the organism in Eukaryota, Metazoa, Mollusca, Gastropoda, Stylommatophora, Geomitridae. The record is from the annotation of a GenBank genome assembly.
AUGGGACAAAAUUCGUCCAAAAGGCGACAGCGAGCGUCUGGAAAAAGCAAAACCGGAAAUGCCGAUACACGAGCACACGGGAAAUGUGAAGACGUAAAUGGAAGCAUUGAAGUCAACCAAGACAAGGAUGUGAGCGACAUUUCUGCAAGUGGAAGACACAGCCAUCCGGCCUCACCAACAUCCGUGACAUCAGCGUCACCGCCAAAAACGCCAG